UGAAGAAUCCCGGGAAACGCAGCAGGAAACCGGCCAAGAUGGACCUGCGGGAGGAGCUGGACAUGAAUCAUAAAGGAAGACCCAAAAGACACUGGUGUGAUGAUUGCAAGCAAGUGUUCACCACUUCAUCAAACCUGAAGAUACAUAAGAAAACUCACACUGGUGAUAAACCGUACAGCUGUGAUCAGUGUGGAGCGGUUUUUGCCCAAAAAGGUAACUUAAAGCAACACCAACGUAUUCACACUGGAGACAAGCCUUACAGAUGUGAUCAGUGUGGAGCGGCUUUUGCCGAGCAAGGUGCUUUAAGGAGACACCAACGUAUUCACACUGGAGACAAGCCUUGCAGAUGUGAUCAGUGUGGAGUGGCUUUUGUCCGACAAGAUCAUCUAAAGCAACACCAACGUAUUCACACUGGAGACGAGCCUUACAGAUGUGAUCAGUGUGGAGCGGCUUUUGCCCAAAAAGGUGCUUUAAGGAGUCACCAACGUAUUCACACUGGAGAAAAGCCUUACAGAUGUGAUCAGUGUGGAGCGACUUUUGCCCAGCAAGGUGAUUUAAGGACUCACCAACGUAUUCACACUGGAGAAAAGCCUUACAGAUGUGAUCAGUGUGGAGCGACUUUUGCCCAUCAAGGUACUUUAACGAGUCACCAACGUAUUCACGCUGGAGAAAAGCCUUACAGAUGUGAUCAGUGUGGAGCGACUUUUACCACAUCAAGUAAUCUAAGAGUCCACCAACGUAUUCACACUGGAGACAAGCCUUACAGAUGUGAUCAGUGUGGAGCAGCUUUUGCCCAGCAAGGUGCUUUAACGAGUCACCAACGUAUUCACACUGUAGACAAGCCUUACAGAUGUGAUCAGUGUGGAGUGAUUUUUGCCCGACAAGAUAGCCUAAAGCGACACCAACGUAUUCACACUGGAGAAAAGCCUUACAGAUGUGAUCAGUGUGGAGCGACUUUUACCACAUCAAGUAAUCUAAGGAGUCACCAACGUAUUCACACUGGAGAAAAGCCUUACAGAUGUUAUCAAUGUGGAGCAGCUUUUGCCCAGCAAGGUGCUUUAAGGAGUCACCAACGUAUUCACACUGGAUAAAAGGUGUACAUUUGUGAUCAGUGCUGAUCUCAUUUAUUUUGAGAGUUCAGUUAAA
Cololabis saira (Pacific saury) is the source of this 1146-nucleotide messenger RNA. RefSeq names its product zinc finger protein 502-like. The transcript is spliced from 2 exons. Bases 39 to 1091 code for a protein of 350 amino acids. Gene Ontology annotation, biological process: regulation of transcription by RNA polymerase II. NCBI's taxonomy places the organism in Eukaryota, Metazoa, Chordata, Actinopteri, Beloniformes, Belonidae. The record is from RefSeq and is a predicted model, not a curated record. Gene Ontology annotation, molecular function: RNA polymerase II cis-regulatory region sequence-specific DNA binding; DNA-binding transcription factor activity.